AUUUCAGAUCCUGCCAAAACAAUCCCAAUCACAUAAACUUGUGCCAUAAUCUUACAAUAAAAAAACAAAUUGAGUGUGCUAAUCUAUACAGCUAGAUAAGAGUAAAGGACCAAACAUCCCUCUAGUUAAAUAAAAAACGCUCUACACUUUACUCAAAAGUAUUUUUCAGCAACAUGAGUAAUAUUGGAUCGGCCUUGAAUGCAAACUGGUUAUAUGACAGUCCAGUAAAUUCUGAUGUUGAGGCAAAACUGAGACGAUUUUUGGUUGAGUUGGGAAAUGCUGAUAAAAUACUUGGAAUCCAGGUAUGUGCCUACAAAGACGGGGAAGUAAUCAUUGAUACUGCGGCUGGAGUUCUUGGUAAAGAUGACCCACGACCCGUUCAGCCCGAUAGCCUAUUUUCAUGUUUCUCUGUAACUAAGGGUGUCACUGCAGGAAUGAUACAUUGGCUGGCAGAUAAAGGGAAACUCAAGCUUGACGAAAACGUCGCAAACUUUUGGCCUGAAUUUGGUACAAACGGAAAAGACCAAAUACAGGUUAAUCAUAUACUUAAUCAUACAGCCGGUCUGCAUAAUGCGCUUGCUGGCAUUUCUGAAGAAGACGAUCCAAAGUUAUUUUGUGAUUUUGAACAGUGUCUAAAGCACAUUGUUGAGGCUGCACCUGAAACUCAACCUGGUCAAGUCGAGUUAUAUCAUUAUCUAUCAUACGGUUGGCUAUGUGGUGGAAUCAUCCAGAAAGCAUCUGGGAAGAAGUUUCAAGAGAUUCUUGAGGAAGCUUUUGUUCGUCCUCUUAAUGUUGAAGGCGAGUUUUAUAUAGGCAUUCCACCCGGUGUGGAAUCUCGACUUGCAACUCUUACAAUAGAUACAAAUGUGAUAAGUUGGUAUGCCGAACAAGUCAAAACCAUCACCUAUCUACCUUCAACAUACACGUUCAACAUGAUUUCCACCAUUGUUGCCAUAUCCAACACCCUCAAUGUCCGUCGUGCCAUAGUACCUGCUGCAAACGGACACUUCUCAGCACGUGCAUUGGCCCGAUACUAUGCCACCCUGGUGGACGGUGGUAUAGUCCCACCACGCCAUUCCUCUUCCCUCGAUAGCCAACUUAACAACCCCACAUUCCCUUCCAAUAAAACCGACACUAAAAUUUUUAUUAACUCUAAAGAAAACAUUCACAAUGCCUUCUUUGGACAUGGAGCUUACAAGGACUUAAGCUUUCCGAAUGGGAAGUUCGGGCUCGGGUUUCAAAAGUUUAAGAUAGCUGAUGGUUCUGUAAUUGGGUUUGGUCACCCGGGUUUAGGUGGAUCUACAGGAUACUGUGACAUAAAUACUCGCUUUGCGAUUGGUGUAACUUUUAACAAGUUACAUUCCGGUGCAGUGACUGAAGAGAUUGUCCGUUUUGUAUGCUCAAAUCUUGAUAUUCCUGUACCACAAGAUCAACAUAAAAGAUCAACGGGGUUUACUCACAAACCUGUGAUCAAUUAAAUGGGUUAAGUCUAAGUUGUUUCACACAGGCCAUCUGGAAAGUAUUAUUCAUAAUUAUGUGUAUUUAUAUAUACAAAACAAAACGCGAGGAAUGUUUACUGUUCUGAUUCUAGUUAUGCAUGAAUGCACCUUUUUAAUAAGAGAACCGAUCAUUUUUGAUAAA
Molecule: messenger RNA, 1641 nt
Organism: Erigeron canadensis
Lineage: Eukaryota; Viridiplantae; Streptophyta; Magnoliopsida; Asterales; Asteraceae
Product: beta-lactamase domain-containing protein 2-like
Exons: 6
Coding region: 174-1478 (434 amino acids)
Source: RefSeq, a predicted model, not a curated record